AUGAACAUGUCGAAAGCCGAACUGAUACAGUACUUUGGUAUCUUCAGCCCUCCCCGAACAUAUGAAGAAGAUCUUGUCCCAAUCCGGAGAGACCCCGCUGCGACAGUCGCUUUCAUGCGCCUGCUCCAUGCGGAAACGUCACUUGGGCGGGAAGACGGCAUGUUCUAUGCCUUCUCCGACAGAGUGGCGACGGUCCUAUCAGAGCGGAACCUGGGUAUUGGGACCUGGAAGAAGUUUGUCCAAGCCGGUGUGAUUGACCUCUGCCUGGACAUAAUCAUGCGGGAGGACUUUUGGCGAGGCCCUUUCCUUUUCUGCAAUGCCACUAUAGUGGGGACGUCAGCUGUUGUAAGGCUCGCACAUCAAUCCAAAGACCCUGCAGCUAUGAGCGCCCUGCUGUCUCGCAUGUCCAGCCUCUGGAGAUCUAUAUGGGAAAGAAGAGCUCAAUGGAAGUCCCUCCGGUCGCAUUUGGACAUGCAAGACAACCUCCCUGAGCCCAUAUUGGAACUAUUCUGCGAGUAUAUCAGUCUCCAUUUUACAAAGGACAAGAGGCCCCCAUCUUAUGAGACGUACAUCGCGCAUAUCGGACUGCACGCGUGGGUAGUCUAUGGCCAGCAAAAAACGACGCUCGGUAUUCCUGAAGCGCUUUCUUGCCUCGUCUACUUCGAGCCUAGACAGGCCUUACAGGUGGUCAUUGAUUCAUCACCGUCCGAGGCUGAGGCCGAUGCUCUCGCACUUCGCAUUGCGCAAGAGUUCUCUAGAGUCCAGAACGCAGAUAUGCUGCUCCCCUGUGCAUCUGUGCACUUCACUCUCUCGAAGUUCGCUGGGAUAGUACCGUACUACGGCACCCACGCGCUUAUAACCGAAGCUUCGUCCAUGUUGGGAAGGAUCAGUGUCUCAGUGAGUCGAGGCGUCAUGGACGGAUAUUAUACCAGCUUUCCCGUUGUCCUGGCCUAUGUCGAGCAAUACACCCAAGCCGCGAAGAGAAUGCUUCUCAACGAUUCCUCUAGUCCGCUGGGAAUGCGCGGGGAAGAUCUUGUGAACAUCUUCGGCGCGGGUAUCUGCUUCCUUGCACUGGACGCCGGUGUCUCAGUGCCCGCUGGCCAUAGUUGUGUCGGUGCAGACACGUCUCUCUGCGACAAGGCAGGCGCGAGCUUGCGCGUCUGGACUCGCUUCUACUCCGAGGAACACAAGAGUAACGACUUUGCGAACCAAGGCAGUCACUCCUCUCGGGCGCGUGUAUUCUGCAGCGAUAUGAGGAGUCGUGCUCGCGCGAUCUGGUGGCCUAGCUUGCAUCAGAUGCAAACUGCAGUGGCUCGCGCGGGACACAGCGCCAAGCCAGAACUGAAGAACGUCGUCGGUGAUUGGGCGGCUCUUGGUAAAGCCCUCGGUCUUGAUGCUGUCAAGGAAAGGGCACGUUUCGAGAGAGAAGCCCGAAGCCGAUGCGCCUGGCGCGAUUGCCGGUAUUACCACGAGAAGCCCGAUGAAGUUGCACUCUUGGUGUGCAAGAGAUGUGGCGAAGCGCGCUACUGUGGUCGCGAAUGCCAGAGAAGCGAUUGGUCUAAGGGUAAUCACAAGGCACGGUGCAGGAGAUUGAUGUAA
Molecule: messenger RNA, 1599 nt
Organism: Peniophora sp. CBMAI 1063
Lineage: Eukaryota; Fungi; Basidiomycota; Agaricomycetes; Russulales; Peniophoraceae
Source: the annotation of a GenBank genome assembly